ACCCCGCCGCGGUCUCCCGGAAAUAGAGUCCGCGUCAUCAGCGACGGUCUGGGGCUGUCUGAUGAAAUCUGUUGGCGGACGGACGGAGGGAGCAACGCGGUCGGUAAAGCGCUGUUUUUUUCGGAGACUGGAGCAGGACAGGCACCGGGAGUAGGGAGAACACUACCGCAUCGUGGUGACAAAGAGGAUCCGCGCAGAUUUGGGUCGAAUAUUUGAACCUGACUCCGCCUCCGGGUCACUAACCGUCAGGCUAACUAGCUGCUAACGCUAAGCUAACGUGCUAAGCUUACACUGCCGAGCCGAGCCGAGCCUUUCCCCGGAGUGCCAAAGCAGACAGAAUGGCCCGUUUCUCGGCUCCACUUUGGGACCUCUUCGUGUUUCAUGACUCAGGCUUCUCUCCCUCCACCAGCACCGUCCUCACAGAGUUCUCCACCAGAAAGAAGCGCCAACCUCAGCAGAGCACCGCGGCCCAAGCCGGGCUCCCGGACCUCGGAUAUUCCUGUAACCGCGGUCUGUGUGUGUGGCGGCCAGAGUAGACGUGAUGGCCCGCUGACAGGCCUGAGUGUGUGUGGAUUAGCGGCUAAAAGCGUAAUUCUAAGAGCCAGUUUGUAUUAAAAGUUGUUUGUGUGCACUUUAAACUGAGGACAUGUUCAGAAAUAUGAGUAAUGAAGGACAUCUAACGGGCGGGAGAAGCACGCCUUCCUCCGUGCUGGAUACCCAGGAAAGCUCGUGGAUCGGGAUGUUGUCCAGGCCUGCCCUGGCACUCCUGCAGAAGAUCCGAAACCGGACUAUGAAGACCAGUUUCGUUAAUGAAGAGAGCGACUUUUUAAGCCAGCUGGACGACGUGCAGCUCGGUCCUCCACACCUGUCCUACCUGCAGUGUGAGCACGACGGAGCUGCUGGGCUGCAGGAUCCCCGGGGCGCCGGCAGUCUGCCGUGGCUUUCCACGGACUCUUUGAGGGAAAUCGGGCUCCAGAGCGGGACAGAGGUGGACCUGAGCCUCUGUCAGCAGACCCAGUUUGGGUAUUUCUCCUCGGUCCGGACUGUUCUGGGCCAUGUUCUGCUGAGCUCUCAGGAGGUGAGAGCUGCCGGGGGGCAGAGCUGGAGCCCCUCAACCAGCAGGACAUGGUGGGGCAGCUUCUGGGGGGGUAAGGAGAGCUCGCAGAGGGGGCAGUUGUCAGAUGUUCCCUGGGUUGAGGAGGGGGUGCUUGCUGGCCGGCUUUGUCCUCAACAAACGCCCCGCAGGAAGCUGGGAGAAAACGCUGGACCUGCUGACCACAAAGGGCACCUGCCGAACAAUGGAGGCCUUCACACAGUCCAGAACGCAGAGGAGGCCACGUCGGACCGCCGGCUCAGCAUCGGAGACCAGCUGAGCUGCUCAGGAGCCACUGCUGCUGGGGAGGCCUCACCUGUCACCCCUGAGCAGGACAAUGGUUACUCCAGCCUGGAGGAGGAACACCUGUCCACUCUGACAUCCCCCAGAGAGGAGCUUCCUCUGCAGGAAGCAGAAACAUCUGAGUGUGUGGAAAUGGAGGGAGACACCUCAGAGGAAGAGGAGGAGGAGGUGCUCGCGGUCCCACAGUGCCGGAACAAAACCAUCAACUUCAUCAUGGGAGGCCCCUGCAGUGAGGAUGAGUCCAGCCAAUCAGAGGACUCGUCCUCAGACGACGACGAUGAUGAUGGCUUUGACAGCGAGGGUUCCUCUGAACUGUCUGACGACACUGAUGAGGAUGAGGAUGAUGGUGAUAAUUCAGACAGCGAGGCAGACUCGGAGGCAGAGCGUCUGUGGAGCUCUUUGUGCCAAAAUGAGGACCCCUACAAUCCCCGAAACUUCACCGCUCGCCUCCACAACAUCCCUGCCUCCACAUCACCAUCCUCUCCCCACUCCACCCCCUCCUCUUCCCCUCCCUCCGGUUCUGACUCAUGGGACGACUCAGCCUCUGCAAGUGAGGUGGAUGAGGAGAGCCUCCGCCUGUGGGACUCCUUCAGCUCUUCCCCAGACCCCUUCAACCCCCUUAACUUCCAGGCUCCAAUCAGGACUCACAAGCCCCCCAAGGUGAGGGCCAGAAAGACCUCCCCCUGCCAUAAUCCAGCGUCUCCGCCCGAGUACAGGAAAGAGGAGGCGGAGGAGAGGCUGGACAGCGGCUUCUGUGAGGCCUCCACCACUCGGAGCUGUGGCUCCAUCAAAAAGGUUCGUUUUUGUGAUGACGUGAAGGAAUUCUUCGCCAGCUGUGGGGAGGAGGACCGGCGGGGCCCGUGGGAGGAGCUGGCCCGCGACCGCUGCCGCUUCCUGCGACGCUGCCAGGAGGUGGAGCAGAGCAUCGCUUACUGCCUGCAGCCACAGCACCGCCGCCGUGUGUACGAGCGGCUCGCCGUCCUGUGACGAUGAACCGAACUCUUCAGAGUGUUUGUGCAGUUUUCAGAGAGUCGGACGGACGUCGCGUGGACCUGAGCCGAGGCCGAACCCGGCUUCACUGUGAGGAAGAACACAGCUGGCUUCAGAGCGACACCUCCUGUGUUCUUCAGGGUUUCUGAGCUCUGUCCCUCAUCUUCAUCAUCCUCAGCUUUCAUCUCAGACACACAAACUGCUGCUUCCAUCUCUGAAACAGAACCUUCAGUCUGAGUUAAACUCAUGCAGGACACACGUCCACAUUAGUGACUGUGUGACCCUCUCCCAGAGGAACCCUUUAACUAAUGAAACAGGUGGUCUUCACCUUUUUGCUCUUUAGAUCUUCUCAGGUGGACAGAACCACCAACAUGUUCAUCUUUAAAACAUGUCCAGUGUUAGAGGUGCCAAACUAAAGUGUGGAGGUCCACAGCGCCAGCAGCUCCUCAUCAUCUUUAGGGUUCUGCUUCCUCAUACAAACCUGUAAAACUCACUUUAUCACAGCUGAUGUGGUUCCAGCUUCCUGCAGAUCAGUGUUAAACGUGUGAGCGAUGGAAACAGCAGCUUCAGUCUGAAGGUGAAACUGAUGAUGAUGAGCUGAAGGCUCCACACCCUGUAACAAACCAGUAAAGCAUCCCAGUUUGCAGCAGCUGUGGCGUCCAGCUGUUUUUCUCUCUGAAGCCAAAGAAGUGUGUGCGUGUGCCUGCCUGCGUGUGUGCGCACACGUGCGAAAGAGCUCUGCAUGAUUUCAUCUGUAAUGUAGAAAAAGUUUCUCCCCCUGCUCAGAAUCACUGAUAAUCAAUCCUGAGUAUUCCCGAUCACUGUGGUAUUAACCCUGUGUUGAACUGAACGUCCAGCAGGAGGCGCUCUCAUUCUCACUCUGUCUAAACAAACAUCAAUACUUUCCUCUUGAAUCACUUUAGAUGAUUACUGACUUCACUGAUUGAUCACUGAUUGGCUGAUCGGAGGGACCGUUGAGCUCUGCGUUCUUUAUCAAACUAAAAGCUGCAUUAAAAAUCAGUGAAACUGCAAACACAGAAAACCUGCAGCACAAACCGACUCGUUCUCCUGAGCGCCCGCCGCCACUCGUCGGCGUCUCGGACGUUCAGUUCAACGGUCAGAAAUGCUGAGUCACUGUGACGCGAGACGGAGGCAGAUGUUCCAGAUGUUUCUGUGGCUGAUGAAAGCAGGAAGGACUUCAGGCCUUGAUCUGCACAAACUGUUUGGUGUUAUUUUAGUGAGAAAAAGCUUUUUAUUUUUCUAACAGUGUGUUUGGUGGGAACUUGUGCUUAUUGAUCGUCUCACAGACUACAUAUGAAUCUAAAUAAAACCAGUAUUUAAUGAUCGCA
This is a messenger RNA of Archocentrus centrarchus (flier cichlid), 3735 nucleotides long. It is a transcript of the gene ppp1r15b, whose product is annotated as protein phosphatase 1, regulatory subunit 15B. Lineage: Eukaryota; Metazoa; Chordata; Actinopteri; Cichliformes; Cichlidae. Gene Ontology annotation, cellular component: endoplasmic reticulum; protein phosphatase type 1 complex. Bases 647 to 2383 code for a protein of 578 amino acids. Gene Ontology annotation, biological process: response to endoplasmic reticulum stress. The record is from RefSeq and is a predicted model, not a curated record. The transcript is spliced from 2 exons. Gene Ontology annotation, molecular function: protein phosphatase regulator activity.